CCUUCAUUUGCUUGUUAUCCCACAAUACAAAUGGGUUUGGGCUAACCCAAAGGAGGAAAAGGAUGGAAAAGUUGGGCCUCACCAGCUUGGCCUUGCCCCAUAUGGAAUUGAUUUUGGGACCCGGAUCCACUCCCCUUCUCAAUCCAGCGAACGGCUCCACUUUCCAUCUCCCUCUGCUCAUCUUCUUGGAAGAGGAAUCGGGG
This is a messenger RNA of Linum tenue, 203 nucleotides long. The record is from the annotation of a GenBank genome assembly. Lineage: Eukaryota; Viridiplantae; Streptophyta; Magnoliopsida; Malpighiales; Linaceae.